AUGGACAUGAGGCGGGGAACAACCCAGCUUAUUUCUCUGACCGGGGUAGCUGUUUUGGUGUGUGUUUGGUAUCUGCAUAAGCGUCAAUUAUCGCGCGAGAGCACGCGCAAGGAUCUGCAGCCAAAUUUGUUAGCAAAGAAGAAACCGAAAGUUGGAAACCGACCCGCGUUGGACAUUCUUUAUCCAAAGUCAGAUAAUAUUGGCGCCGAAGAUGCAGAAAUCGAUAUCGUCGCUGUUCAUGGCCUUGGCUCCAAUGUCGAUUGGUCAUGGACCUGGAAAGAUGACACGCAGAUGGUGGACGGCAAGCCACGUCUCGUGAACUGGUUGAGCGACGACGACAUGUUACCGAAGAAAGUGCCUAGGGCACGGGUUCUGGCAUACAACUACGAGUCAAGGUGGCAUCUUGACGCUGCCACGACUCGGCUUCAGGUCUGCGGCAAACACCUAGCUGAGGCAAUUCAUGAGUUUCGAGAAGACUCUAGUGAUCGACCCCUCAUUUUCAUUGGACAUAGUCUGGGUGGAAACGUUAUUCAACAUGCUUUGUUGUACGCGGAGACUGAGCAAAAUUUGAAAUAUUUGGUUGAGCUUACCGUGGGACUUAUCUUCCUGGGCUGCCCCUUCAAGGGGUCAAAGAUCCAGCAGCUGGCAUCGGUGGUCAUCCAGUCCUUGAAGGUGGCCGGCGCCGACGAUGGAAUUAAUGGAUAUUUAGGUUUCGGUAGCACUGUUCUUUUGGACAAGGUUGACAGCUUUCAGCGUCUCCUGGAGAGGAAUAUGAUUCCUUUCUGUGCUUUUAUUGAGCAAAGGAAAACAGACUAUGGAAACAAAAUCUAUAUCCCAGGACUGAUCAAGGAUCUGGUUGUCAACGAAGAGUCUGCUGGUGCAUUGGGUCCACACAAGGUUCAUCUGAACACUGAUCAUUUCAAAAUUAACAAGUACUCUGGCCCGGAGGACCGUUCUUUCUUGAGUGUAUCCGCCAAAAUCACCGACAUGUACAAAGGCUGGAGACCACUGAUUGCAAGCAAAAUGUCUGGACCCGAGUCUGGCGUUCAAAGAAAGCUAAAGUUCAACAAAGAGCGCCAUGAAGGCAUUGUUAACUUCCUGGCCAAGUUUGACUUUUCAGCGCGGUAUAGCGAUGUGUUUCUCACUAGACACAAAAACACCGGGCAAUGGAUUCUGGAGACUGAAGGCUUUCAGCAGUGGCUGUCAGCUGCCGGGAAAACACUCUGGUGUCCUGGAAUCCCCGGAGCAGGAAAGACGACUUUGUUCGCAAUUGCAGUCAAUUAUCUCCAGGAAAAAUUUCACAAGAAGCAAGAUGCGAUUAUCUUCGCAUUUUGUGAUUAUAAAGACCGAUUGAAUCAAACAGCACACAACAUAUUGCUCUCGCUAUGGAGGCAGUUGAUGCAAAACCGCAUCCUCACUGAGGCCGAAUGUGAACGACUCGAGACAACUUAUCUGAAAAGAUCCGUGGUUCCAACAACCGAUACCGUCCUGAACAUGCUUUCAGAUGAAUUGAGCAAGUACUCUCGGGUAUUCGUUAUGCUGGAUGCCCUCGAUGAACUCAAGACCGAAACUCGAGAUGAACUACUUUAUCUGAUAUCAAACCUACCCAAAAGCAAAAAUUUGUUGGUUACAUCCCGAGUUCCAAAAGAGAAAACAUCUCCUUUCAGUGAUGUUCCUCAACUGGAGAUUCGAGCCAAGGAAACGGAUCUCACAGAGUAUAUCGAUGGACGACUACAGUCUAGCAGACUCUCCUCGAAGCUGAUGCACAACAACAAGCUCAAACGGGAAAUCAAGGAUACGGUAAUAAAAAAGGCGAAUGGAAUGUUCCUCCUUGUCAAGCUUCACCUUAACGCUCUGGCAGACCAGCACACCACAAAGGGUAUCCAAGCUAGUUUAAGACACUUGCCAGAAGGAGAAAAUGCCAUCUCACGAACAUACGAAGACGCGAUUUCUCGUAUCUCUGACCAGCCACAGAAAGAUCGGGAACUUGGCGAGAUGAUCGUCCUGUGGAUCGCUCACGCCCAACGGCCGUUGAGCUUAAAGGAUUUGCAAUAUGCCUUGACCCUCCAAGAAGAAGAUGACGAAAUAGAUCCUAAUGACUUGAUUCCUGGAGAAUUGCUCACUUCAACCUGCGCUGGUCUUGUUACGAUCGAGGAUGUCUCGGGAAGAAUUCAAUUUACCCAUUCCACCGCUCAGGAAUAUCUCGACUCAGUCAAAUCAGCCAAAUUCCCCAAUGCUGAUGUUUACAUCGCGAAGCGUUGUAUUCAAUAUCUUUCAUUGUCUAUGUUCUGUACAGAGACUAAAGAAAUCCACACCACGGCGUUCUCAAAGACCGUUGCCAAAUUCCCAUUCCUGGAAUACGCAGCACUUCAUUGGGGACUUCAUGCGAAAAAGGCCAACUGCAAUGAAGCCGAGAAUGCAAUAAGAACGGCGGUCCUUGCCCUUUUCAAUCUCAAGCUGCAGUCUAUAUUCACGGUGCGCACUCUCUUAUGUGGAAUUGCUGGUGUCGAUGGGGCUGAGAUGGGCGACAACCUGGCAAGGAGCGAGCGAUCGAUAAAAUUGAUCAACAUUGCGGCAUACUUCGGAAUGGACUUUUUGAUCCAAGACUUAAUUACUCAACGACCCGAGAUAAUUGUUGACUCUUUUGAUGAUUUCGUUGGCAAUGUCUUACACUGGGCAGCAUUCGGCCAACAUGUUACGACACUGGAGUUGCUUCUGAGCCAACCUUCCACCUCCCAAAUUUUGAACCAGAGGGGAUAUUCGUUUUUCACGCCGCUGCACAUAGCAUUAGCUCACAGACGUGAUCGCUCGGCUGAGAUUCUCCUGGACCAUGGGGCCGAUGUUACAAUUAGGGCGCACUUUGACCAUACGCCUUUGCUAGUCGCAGCUCUGACUGGAAACGGAGCAAUGAUUCCCAAAAUCCUGUCCAAGAAGGAAGGUAUCGAGACCUUGUUGGUUCAGGCACAUGGAGGAACUACACCCUUCCGCGCCGCUGCAUGGUGGGGACACAAGGAUGCAAUGGUGGAGCUCUUGCGUGCCCUUGACAGCUAUGAGCUGAGUGAAACCCUUGACGAGCUCAGAGACGACUUUGGCAGAAACCCACUGCACAUGGCUGCAGAACACGGUUAUAUCAACAUUUGUGAGGUCCUUCUCAAGUCAAAAUACGGGGCUCGCCUUGCUACCAGUGAGGACUACUGGGGCGCCCCUCCGGUGGCCUUGUCCAUUCUUCAUGGUCAUGUUCAAGUCACAGAGAUGUUCCUCACCUGGGAUGAUGGAGCACUCAUGGAGGGCGAAGAGGGAUUUGUUGCGGAUGCUCUGUUGAUGGCAGCUAGAUGGGGACAAGCAUUUGUUGUUGAAAUGCUUUUGAAACGUCAUCCGGAAAGCUUACUAGUAGAUUUCCAGAACCUAACAGUUCUUCAUCAUGCUGCCUACAGUGGAUCUUUAGAAACGGUCAAGAUCAUUAUUGGUCACCCUGGGGGACGAGACAUGUUGGAGGCGCGGGACAAAUCUGGAAACACAGCCUUACUUGGAGCGUGCAGCAAAGGCCUUGCUGAGGUGGUGGGAUACCUCAUUGCAAAUGGGGCCAUGAUAGACGCCAAGAAUGAUAAUGGGGAAACAGCUCUUCAUCUUGCUUGCGAGGCAAAUGUUCAAGAAGUUGUGAAAAUUCUUCUGCAAUCUGGCAUUGAUUCCAAGGCCGCAACAUCAGAUGGCCAUACAGCCCUGGAUGUAGCAAUUUCGAAUGAUGCGCUGGAAGCGAUUCAGCUGCUUCUGAAUGCAGGAAUUGACGUCCCAGAAGGCAUCACCAUCCCUGAAGUCCCAGCUUGGAGAAAGGCCACAAUUUCUGUAGGAUAUUGUCCCCAGACUCCGAAAGACCAAUUCGAAGCGUACUUCUAUCUCAAGAAGGCCACAUCUGGGAAGUUUUCGUCAUCGUUGCUCUCGCAUAUCUUCGAUCUCGCCGAAUACUGGCUCGUGAGUGAAACUGAGCGAGUUGAACACAAGUGCGCCGCAAGACAACAUGGCGAUACAAUGGUCUACCUACGCAGUGCCCCAAUAUUCGGAAACUUACACCACCCCGUCAGAAGAAUCGACUUCGAAAUCAUCAGUCACGACCAAGGGUACAGUGGCGACGCCCACCUGCAUGGACAAUACGAUGGCUCUUAUUCAUGGUUUGAUGCAAGCCGUGAAUGUCCACCGGGACCAUUUGAGGAAGCGGCUCGCCGAAUCCCUGGACCGGAGGUAUUGCGAAAUGUUCAUGCAAGCUACGAUUGGCAUAAACAUCGCGUCAUUUGGUGCUCAACUACUGGUGAAAAGUAUCUCCAUGUGCGCACAGAUGAAAACACAGAAGAAGAGAUCGAGGAAUCUGUUGCUACCGUUCGUUAUGACCACAGGUCACCAAAGCCUGCUCCUUUGAAGUGGAUCUCUGAGAUCAAUCCUGGAGACCGACUGGCCGUGAACGCUACAGCGAUGUUUCCGGGGUGGGAGAAUCACAUACAAAGAGCCAAGGCUUUUAUCCAUACAAGUUGUCUUAAGGCUAGUGCGCACUCUUAA
This is a messenger RNA of Penicillium nucicola, 4548 nucleotides long. RefSeq lists its product as uncharacterized. Gene Ontology annotation, molecular function: protein binding. Lineage: Eukaryota; Fungi; Ascomycota; Eurotiomycetes; Eurotiales; Aspergillaceae. The transcript is spliced from 6 exons. The record is from RefSeq and is a predicted model, not a curated record. The coding region runs from base 1 to 4548 and encodes 1515 amino acids.